This is a messenger RNA of Gossypium arboreum, 3255 nucleotides long. RefSeq lists its product as uncharacterized. The record is from RefSeq and is a predicted model, not a curated record. The transcript has 10 exons. The coding region runs from base 262 to 3051 and encodes 929 amino acids. Lineage: Eukaryota; Viridiplantae; Streptophyta; Magnoliopsida; Malvales; Malvaceae.
GACAGGGAGAUUCAUAUUAAAAAUGCAGUGAGUCCAGUGUAGAUUUUCCCCCCACUUUCUCUCAUUUCUCUCAUUCCAAACAAAGCUUAUAUCGCGGUCCCCACCGAUCUCUUCUAUAAAACGCACUAUUUUUCCAGUUUCUUUUUCGCCUUUCUCUCUCGUAAUUCAACGCCGGAAACGGAAAGCAAAUAAAUCUUCCUUUCGUUUUCAUCAUUAUUUCUUCGAUCUCCAAUUCAUUUCCGAAGCUCAGAGGUUGCUUUAAUGUCUCGAUUCUUUUCGAAUCUUCCACAUCCAGGGAACUCUGGAGACUCCAACUUCCUACAUGAUAAGGUGGGUGAUCGUCUUGUUCCUCCGGUGUUAAAGGGUGCCACUGAAGCUAUCUCGGCCGUUCACCAAACGGUUCAUGGAGUGGUCGGUGAUGUGGCUGCCGAGAUCCAUAGUCACGGAAUUAUCAAGCCUAUAUUAUCGGACGCCAUUUCCGCCGCCCAUGGUCUGGCUACUGAGCUCCAGCAUGCUGGAACGGAUGUCUCAUCUGAAGCUAUCUCGGCUGCACAAAUGUCUCCAGGAGCAGCUGGGGGAGGGCCUCCUCAGGUUCAGCAUUCUGGACUGUUGGGCACUGCCUCUGGACUCAUCAAGCAAAUCUCUUCCGAUGCCAUCUCGGCUGCCCAAACCCCAGGAGUGUUUGAGGGAGGGUCUCCUCAGGCUCAGCCUUCUGAACUGUUGGGUGCUGCCUCUGGAUUCAUCAAGGAGGUCUCAUCUGAUGCCAUCUCGGUUGCCCAAAUGUCUCCAGGAGGUUCUGGGGAAGGGUCUCCUCAGGCUCAGUAUUCUGGACUGUUGGGCACUGCCUCUGGGUUCAUCAAGCAGGUCUCAUCCGAUGCCAUCUCAACUGCCCAAAGCUCUCCAGGAGUGGCUACUGAGGUCCAGCAUUCUGGACUGUUCGGUGCUGCCUCUGGAUUGAUCAAGCAGGUCUCAUCUGAUGCCGUCUCAGCUGCCCAUAAUGUGGCUACUGAUGUCCAGCAUGCUGGACUGAUUGGUGAAUCGCUAUCUAAUAUUGAUCGACUUGCCCCUCCAGUCAUCAAGAAUGUCUCAUCCAAAGCCAUCUCGGCUGUCCAAAAUGUUCCAGGAGUGGUGACUGAGGUUGGGAAUGGUGGAUUGCUGAACACUGCUACAGGAUUCCUCAAUCAGGUCUCGUCUGAUGCUAUCUCGGCUGCCCAAGGUGUGGCUACUGAGGUCCAUCAUGUUGGAGCGAUUGGUGAGUCUCUGGCUAAGAUCGAUAAUCUUGUCCCCUCAGUCAUCAAGCAGGUCUCAUCUGAUGCUAUCUCAGCCAAUCAAAAGGUUGAAGAAGUGGCUAGUGGAUUAGGUUCUCUCGUUCAGCAUGGUGGAAUUUUGAGCACUGCCUCUGGACUCAUCAAGGAUGUCUCAUCCCAAGCCAUCUCGGCUGCCCAAGGUGUUGUUAGUGAGUUGAAGCAUGGUGGAGCGGUUAAAGAAGAAACUGAGAAGCUGAAAUACUUGGCAUUUCUGCAACUAGCCAUCAUCCAUGUGAUUUUGUGGUUCGGCAACCUCUAUACGAAGCUGAAGCAAAUGUCAGGACCAUUGAAGCCUGUUAUUGAGAUAGUUGAGAGAAUGGUUAAAACCAUGUUUGGACCUAUUUUCGAGACAUUCUUUGAUUCCCUUUACGACCUGUUCAAAUUUGCUGAUGACUGGAUUGGUGAAUUUGUGACUAAGAUUGAUGGUAUUCUCCCUCCAGUCAUCAAGCAGGCAAUAUCCAAAGUCGCCUCGGCUGCCAAUAAUGCUUUAGGACUGAGUGUUGAUGUGCCUACUAUGGAGGUCCAGAGUACUGGAGUGAAAGGCACCUCCUCUAGAUUCCUCCAGCAGAUCUCAUCCGGAGCCAUCUUGGUUGUUGAAGGUGUGGCUAGUCAGGCCAAGAAUUCCGGAUUGAUUCCUGAAGAGCUACAAGUGCUGAAGUACUUAAAAUACUUAAAAUACUUUGUAACCGUGCAAGCUGCAGUUCUCCGUGCAGUCAAAUUCUACUUUGAAGUUAAGAAAAUGUUGAGACCAUUGAGGCCUGUCAUUGACUUUAUUGAGCAAGUGGUUGUUAGCGUGUAUCAGAAGUUUUUUGCGAAAAUGGUUAAGAGCCUAUUUAGAUGGGUCCUUAUAAACUUAUUUGGUGUCCCUGCUGGAGUUUUCGAUAUAAUUGACAAGGUUGGAGGUGAUUUGAGUAAGCUUGGCGAUUUGAGUAAGCUCGGAGAUUUGUGCAUGCUUGGCGAUUUCAGUACGCUUGGAGGUUUGAGUAAGCUCGGCGAUUUGAGUAAGAUUGAUGAUCUUGUUCCAUCUGGAGCCCUCUCGGCUGUCCAAAGUCUUCCAGGAGUGGGAGGUUUGGCUACUGAGUUGCCAGGCACUGGAUUGCUGAGCUCUGCCUCAGGACUCCUCAAGCAGGUCUCGUCCAACGCCAUCCCAGGCGCUCAAAUGGUGGCUGAUGUCCAGCAUGCUGGAGCGGUUGAAGCCACGACCAAGACCGAUAGUCUUAUCUCUCCUCUCUUCAAGCGUUCAUCCGAAGUUACCUCAGUUGCCCAAAAGACUUUAGGAAUGGCCAGUGGUUCCGCCACAGGAUUCAUCAAGCAGAUCUCAUCCAGAGCCAUCUCAGCUGCCCAAAAGGCUCCCAGGGUAGCUCAAGGUCUGUCUAAUGCUGGAGUACAGAACACCGGAUCCCUCACACAACUUGCAUCCAAACCGAUUGCAGCCACCCAAAAGCCUGCUGAGGUCCAACAUUCCGGAGUGGUGAAGGGCGCCUCGACAUUGGCAAAAUCAGUCUUCACUGCGGUCGAGCCAACAGUUGAAAAAUGUGCUGUUUCGAUUUGGCAGACACUGAACAAAAUCCCUCUCUUUCCACAAGUAGCUUCAGUAGUUGUUCCGACAGCCGCCUUUUUCACCGACAAGUAUAACCAGACGGUGGCAACCGGUGCCGAGAAGGGUUACAAGGUUGCCUCGAUUUUGCCAGUGGUUCCUACCCAGAAGAUCGCCAAGGUGUUCAGUGAAGGGAAAUCUGAUUAGUUUACAUGAUGAUUAUAUUGUAAUAUAUAUAUAUCGUGUGGCAGAUAUAUAUACAUCUAUGGUAUGAAUUCGGAUUUUCACGUAUCAAUAACUUAUUUUCUCCAUUUUGUUUGUGCUUUUUCAUUGAAAUUAUUAGGUUUGUUUUUAAGGUAAGCUGAUCCAGGCAUCAGAAUGGACUAAAGAAAAAACUAUUCUAUUCUUCUA